Messenger RNA from Xenopus tropicalis (tropical clawed frog), 2462 nucleotides. RefSeq names its product exostosin glycosyltransferase 2 (gene ext2). Lineage: Eukaryota; Metazoa; Chordata; Amphibia; Anura; Pipidae. Gene Ontology annotation, biological process: heparan sulfate proteoglycan biosynthetic process; glycoprotein biosynthetic process. Gene Ontology annotation, molecular function: glycosyltransferase activity; glucuronosyl-N-acetylglucosaminyl-proteoglycan 4-alpha-N-acetylglucosaminyltransferase activity; glucuronosyltransferase activity. Gene Ontology annotation, cellular component: Golgi apparatus; membrane; endoplasmic reticulum membrane. The record is from RefSeq and is marked provisional.
CAGGGAGGGAUGGAGCUACGGGCGUAAGGCAGCUGGAGGGGGCGGCCCGGGAGCUGCUGCUGCCAUUGGGGGCCAGGAUCGGAAUCUGGGGAGGAGGGGGCCAGUAUGUGUGCCUCGGUCAAGUACAGCACACGGGGUCCCGUCCUCAUCCCCAGGAUGAAGUCCAAGCACCGCGUCUAUUACAUCGCUCUCUUCUCCGUGGUCCUGCUGGGCCUCAUUGCCACCGGGAUGUUUCAGUUCUGGCCUCACACCAUCGAGCCUUCCACCGACUGGACCGUGGAUAAGCGAAGCGUCCAUGGCGUGCCGUCGGUCAAGCUCUUGCCGGACAGCCCUCUCCCAGAGAGGGGGGACUUAAGCUGCAGGAUGCACACCUGCUUCGACGUGUACCGCUGUGGAUUCAACCCCAAGAACAAGGUGAAGGUGUACAUCUACCCGCUGAAGAAAUACACCGAUGAGUACGACGGGUCAGUGGGGGGCACCAUCUCCCGCGAGUACAACCAGCUUCUGAGUGCCGUGUCCCAGAGCGACUUCUACACGGAGGAUGUGAGCAGGGCCUGUCUCUUUCUGCCCUCCAUCGAUGUGCUCAACCAAAACAGUCUGCGCAUUAAAGAGACCGCACAAGCGCUGGCACAGCUUCCCAGGUGGGACCGUGGUUCCAACCAUCUGCUGUUUAACAUGCUUCCUGGCGGCCCCCCGGAUUAUAACACUGCUCUGGAUGUACCCCGAGACAGAGCCUUGUUGGCUGGAGGAGGAUUUUCGACGUGGACCUACCGGCAGGGUUAUGACGUCAGUAUCCCAGUGUACAGCUCCCUGUCUGCAGAGGUGAAUCUGCCUGAGAAAGCACCCGGCCCCCGCGCCCACUUCCUCCUCUCCUCCCAGACUUCUUUGCACCCAGAGUUCCGCUCAGAGCUGGAAGCCAUUCGGGCAGAGAAUGGAGAAUCGGUGCUGAUCUUGGAAAAGUGCAGUAAUUAUACCGACGGUGCCGCGGCACACCGCAAGCGCUGCUACAGGAACGUGGUGUACGACUACCCGCAGAUCCUUCAGGAGUCCACCUUCUGUAUAGUGCUGCGGGGGGCUCGGCUGGGGCAGUCGGUUCUCAGUGACGUCUUGCAGGCCGGUUGCGUGCCAGUUAUCAUCGCAGAUUCCUAUGUGCUUCCCUUCUCUGAGGUCCUGGAUUGGAAAAGAGCAUCGGUGGUGAUACCAGAAGAGAAGAUGUUUGAAAUGUACAGCAUUCUACAGGCCGUUCCUCAGCGGCAAUUGGAAGAGAUGCAGCGUCAGGCUCGCUGGUUCUGGGAAGGGUAUUUCAGCUCCAUGAAAUCCAUCGCUUUGGCGACGCUACAGAUUAUUAACGACAGGAUCUACCCCUACGCGGCUCGCUCGUACGAAGAGUGGAACGACCCACCCGCUGUGCAAUGGAGCAGCGUAAACAACCCCCUCUUCCUGCCACUCAUCCCCCCUCAGUCCCAGGGGUUCACCGCCGUGGUGCUGACGUACGACCGGGUGGAAAGCUUGUUCCGCGUCAUCACUGAAGUCUCCAAGGUCCCAAGCCUGUCCAAGCUGCUAGUGGUGUGGAAUAAUCAGAACAAGAACCCCCCCGAAGUUUCUGUUUGGCCAAAGAUCCGGGUUCCACUAAAAGUCGUUAAGACCACUGAGAACAAACUGAGCAACCGCUUCUUUCCCUACAGUGAAAUUGAGACAGAAGCCGUUCUGGCUAUCGACGAUGACAUCAUCAUGCUGACAUCAGACGAGCUUCAGUUUGGUUAUGAGGUAUGGCGGGAGUUUCCAGACAGGUUGGUGGGAUACCCGGGCCGACUGCACCUGUGGGACCACGAAAUGAGCAAGUGGAAAUAUGAAUCUGAAUGGACAAAUGAGGUGUCGAUGGUUCUGACCGGUGCUGCUUUCUACCACAAGUACUUCAACUACCUGUACACCUACAAGAUGCCCGGCGACAUUAAGAACUGGGUGGACGCCCACAUGAACUGUGAAGAUAUCGCCAUGAACUUCUUAGUGGCCAACGUGACUGGGAAGGCACCUAUUAAGGUGACCCCCAGAAAGAAGUUCAAGUGCCCAGAAUGCACGGCCAUUGACGGGCUGUCACUGGAUCAGACCCACAUGGUGGAGAGAUCUGAAUGCAUCAAUAAGUUUGCGUCUGUGUUUGGCACUAUGCCGCUAAAGGUGGUGGAGCACCGCGCUGACCCCGUGCUGUACAAGGACGACUUCCCAGAGAAGCUGAAGAGUUUCCCCAACAUUGGCAGCCUGUGAAAGGGGGCGGAGCCUUCUGUUUCAGAGCGACCGCAGCGCCAUUACCCCCCCCCGCCCACUUUAGUCUUUCCAUUUCACUCGCGUUUUAUUCGUGAUUUUACCACAUCUCUCCGAGCUGCUCUCUCCAGUUAUAACGGUCGGACCUGUUAACAGGCGUCUGUGUGUUUUUAUAUUAAAUACCUGCCAGCGACCAAUCAGAA